Molecule: messenger RNA, 952 nt
Organism: Lymnaea stagnalis (great pond snail)
Lineage: Eukaryota; Metazoa; Mollusca; Gastropoda; Lymnaeidae
Source: the annotation of a GenBank genome assembly
CGACAUCAAUAAUGAAGAUAAAAUUAAAAUUGAGGAGGAUUUACAUUCCAUCAAUGAAGCCUCGACAUUUGUACAAUAUGGACAUCCAACAUUACUAAACUUACAGUCACACACAGAUGGACAUCCAACAUCUGUGAACUUACAGUCACAAACAGAUGGACAUACAACAUCACUGACAUUACAGUCACACACAGACGGACAUCCAACAUCACUAAACUUACUGUCAUGCACAGAUGGACAUCUCAUGCAUAUAAAAGGACAACAUCUCAACACACAAAGAACUGAUCAGUCAAAAGAAGGUCGAAGCAGCUCAGCGGGAUCCGACAAAGCAGAAGAAGGCCAAUUCAAAACUGCCAGACCCGAUCAAACAGAAACAGGUCAACUCGGCUUUACAGGACCUGACCAAUCAGAAGAAGGCUAUCUUAGCCUAGAGGGAACUCACGAAACUAAAGCCCAUAAGGCUGAAAGCAGUGACUCAGAAGAAGAAAUUUCAGUGACUGAUGUUAUCAUGGCUCCAACAAGUUUAAUCAGCCAAAGAAACAAAAUGGCUUUAUCAACAGCAGGAUCAGCUUUGUUGGAGCCUGGAGUAGACAAAACUAAAAAUCAGGGCCAUGCAAGUGUCGUCAAUGAGAGUGUCUCUACAAUUUGUCAACCAACAGUUGACUAUGCUUCAAAGGAAGACAACAUCAAGUCAAUGGAAAGGGGAGUAGAAACUUCGAAUUCAACUAAGGACAAUAUUUUUCCAGUAAAUACUCUACCAAGAUCCCAAAUGGUCAGUGGGUCAAAUGAAGGGAUAAUAACAGUGACAGGUGGCAACAUUCCUCUACCAUCGGCUCAAGGUGGUUGUGCUACCCACGAAGAGAUCAUAACAGUGACAGCGGCCAACAUUCUUCUACCAUCGGCUCAAGGUGAUGGUGCUACCCACGAAGAGAUCGUAACAGUGACAGAUGCC